CAGCGACGCGCACAAAAAGGGAAGGGAAAAUAUCUCUCGCCACACCCGCGACCGCGACCUCCCGACUGAGCGCUCUCCCUCUCCCUCGCCGAUGGCAUCUCAGAGCUCCACGCCCGCGGACGCCGCCGCGCCUUCGCCGGCGGCCGCAGCCACCGGAGAGGCGGCUGCGAGCCCCGCUUCCUCAACGCCGGCACAAAACCCUACCGCUGCUGCGACCGCGGCUGCCGGGGCCACGGAUCUGGAGAAGAAGAUGCGCCGCGCGGAGCGGUUCGGGACAGCGGUGGUGAUGUCCGAGGAGGAGAAGCGUAGCAGCCGCGCCGAGAGAUUCGGGACUGGAUCUUCAAAUGUAAAGGAUGAAGAAAAGAAGAAGUCCAGGGCUGAGAGGUUUGGCCUUGCCUCAUCAUCUUCUUCUGAUGAGGAGGCUAAGAAGAAGGCCCGUUUAGAACGAUUUGGUCAGGGCACAAAUGUUGACAAGGCAGAAGAAGAAAAAAGAAAGGCACGGGCCGCCAGGUUUGCAGAAACAUCCAGUGGAUCACCUCGGGAAAAUGGCAAGGACAACUCCAAGCCGGAUGCAGCCACUGUGACAGGCACAGCGUGAUCAGAGCACUCUGCCUUCGAUGAGGUCUCAGAUAUUAUCCGUGGAGACUUUUGGUGAAGCCAUAGCUUGUACACCACUAACUGCAUUGGACUGGGGACGUCAUGUGUUUCCCAGUCCCAGCCAUCUUACGAGAUGUUGGCUUUGUAUGACUCUUGCUUACGGUACUUGCUAGGCAGUGUAGCUAGGUUGCUGCCUGGUUUGUGGGAUGAUCAUGUACCUUCUGUUUCCCUCUUCAUUUGGUGACACGGUGAUUUCCUUUCCUUAAGCUGGUGUAGUCAGCUGUUAGAAGACAAGGCAGCACUGGUU
Setaria italica (foxtail millet) is the source of this 904-nucleotide messenger RNA. Its product is annotated as protein MODIFIER OF SNC1 11. Gene Ontology annotation, cellular component: nucleus. Gene Ontology annotation, biological process: poly(A)+ mRNA export from nucleus. The transcript is spliced from 6 exons. Bases 92 to 598 code for a protein of 168 amino acids. The record is from RefSeq and is a predicted model, not a curated record. NCBI's taxonomy places the organism in Eukaryota, Viridiplantae, Streptophyta, Magnoliopsida, Poales, Poaceae.